This is a messenger RNA of Zymoseptoria tritici IPO323, 564 nucleotides long. RefSeq lists its product as uncharacterized. Bases 199 to 498 code for a protein of 99 amino acids. The record is from RefSeq and is a predicted model, not a curated record. Lineage: Eukaryota; Fungi; Ascomycota; Dothideomycetes; Mycosphaerellales; Mycosphaerellaceae. The transcript has a single exon.
AGGCAGGCAUUGCGUCGUGAUGAUUCGAUGAAGGAACUGCUCGUUUGAGGGAGAACAUGUAGGUCAUUGAGCGCCUGCCUGUUUUGAACUUGCAAGCUGCGAUGUCAGGUCCGACAUAUUGGCUGCCUUGCACUGUGCCUUCGUUGCUCCGAGGAAGCCCAUCUUAGAGCAUUGAUCUCUUAAUGCGGCCUAGUGAUCAUGCUGCGAUACGAGCUCUUGCCUUCCUUUUGUAGCGAGCUGGGAUCGAGAGCUCGCAGCUUCUGUGAAGGCUGUGAUGGCUGCGAGCAGAUCAGUGGCUACCCGGCAGGAUGUCAUCGAAGCGUCCUCUCGAAUGAGUUCCAAGACGUGCACGACUGGCGGCGCUACAAGGUCGCCUUGCUGGCCAAUGCAGGAAAGCGCUAUCAUGAGAUGGUGGUUCGUUGUUCCUGCAAGCGAUUGGCUUUCUCGUGUCAACGUGAGGGGUCUGCACAUGAAGGCAACGUGCUGCACGCUGAAUAGCAUGAAGUGAGUCGGCAUUGGCCAUUGGCAUCUCGACGCCGUGCGAGUCACGACCCGCAUAUGUCG